Rangifer tarandus platyrhynchus (Svalbard reindeer) is the source of this 1659-nucleotide messenger RNA. Lineage: Eukaryota; Metazoa; Chordata; Mammalia; Artiodactyla; Cervidae. The record is from the annotation of a GenBank genome assembly.
AUGUGGCUGGGAGGCCGGUCGUGGCUACCGGUUCUUGGGCAAGUGUGCUCCAGUCUCCGGUGCCUCGCAUUUGCCAGGACUUGGGGUGCCUGUAGGGGACCCAUGGCGGAAAGACUCUCGACCGGGGCUGAGGCAGCGAGCGGGCUGGGGGCUCCAGCUCAGCAAAACGGAGAUGCGGGCGGCGAACCGAGGGGUGAGCAGCCCCCUGGGCAUCCGGAGCCGGCGGGUUCAGAAGUGGAGCCGGUCUCGGGGGACGCGAAGCAGCCCUCAGGAAACGGGGAGCGGGCCCCGGAUGCAGCCCCGGGCCCUGGCAAGCGGAAGAAGCGGCGGGGCGCGGUUGGAGAGCGCGUUGUGCCGCCCCCGAAGAAGCGGCGGGCAGGGGUUAGCUUCGGCGACGAACACUUUGCUGAGACCAGCUACUACUUUGAAGGCGGCUUGCGCAAAGUGCGGCCCUAUUACUUUGACUUCCGGACUUAUUGCAAAGGCCGCUGGGUGGGCCACAGCUUGCUGCACGUCUUUGGCACGGAGUUCAGAGCCCAGCCCCUGGCCUACUACGAGGCCGCUGUCCGGGCGGGACGCCUGCACCUCAACGAGGAGCCGGUACAGGACCUCAGCAUUGUGCUCAAGGACAAUGACUUCUUACGGAACACAGUGCAUAGGCAUGAGCCACCAGUUACAGCAGAACCCAUCCGCCUGCUAGCGGAGAACGAAGAUGUGGUGGUUGUAGACAAGCCUUCUUCCAUUCCUGUCCAUCCCUGUGGCCGCUUCCGACACAACACUGUCAUCUUCAUCCUGGGCAAGGAGCACCAACUAAAGGAGCUACACCCAUUGCAUCGACUUGAUCGCCUUACCUCCGGGGUCCUCAUGUUUGCCAAAACAGCAGCCGUCUCAGAGAGAAUUCAUGAACAGGUUCGGGACCGGCAGCUGGAGAAGGAAUACGUGUGCCGGGUGGCGGGGGAGUUCCCCGCCGAGGAGGUAACCUGCAAGGAGCCUAUCUUGGUGGUGUCUUACAAGGUAGGGGUGUGCCGUGUAGAUCCUCAGGGCAAGGCCUGUGAGUCAGUGUUCCAGAGACUGAGCUACAAUGGCCAUUCCAGUGUGGUACGGUGCCGGCCACUUACAGGUCGCACCCACCAGAUCCGAGUCCACCUCCAGUUCCUGGGCCACCCCAUCCUCAAUGACCCCAUCUACAACUCAGCCGCCUGGGGCCCCUCACGAGGCCGAGGCGGCCACAUCCCAAAAACAGAUGAGGAACUACUGCGGGACCUUGUGGCAGAGCACCAGGCCAAACAGAGUCUGGAUGUGCUAGAUCUCUGUGGGGGAGACCUGUGCCCUGGACCCCCAGACUCUACAGCACCUUCCUCAGAGCUCAGCAAGGACUGCCUAGAAGAGAUAGCUAUAUCUGCCCAGAAGAUGGAUGGAGCAGUUGAGGCAGCCCCUCGGGAUCUGGACGGGGUGCCUGUGGCAUCAGGGAAGGCAACCAAAACGGGUGUUGUGAAUCAAGAGACAGACCCACUCUGUUCAGAGUGCCGGAGAGUGCCACAGGAUCCCUCGCCCCAGGACCUUGUGAUGUUCCUGCAUGCCCUGAGCUAUAAAGGGCCAGACUUUGAGUACCAUUCACCAAUGCCUGCCUGGGCACGAGAUGACUGGCAAGAACACUGA